UAUAAAUUUAUAAUACAUAAUGCAUAUUAAUGUAAUUGACUAAUUGUAUUAUUGUACAAGCGCUGUAACAGAAUUGUUAUGGAUUUAUUGUGCAAUUAAUAUUUAUAAAAUUAAUAAAAUUUAGGUAACUAUUUAAAUUAAUUUUUGCCGCUAGGUAUACAAUUUUAUAAAAAUUUGCUACUCAAAAUGAGUUCAAAGUACAAAUCACCACUAAUAAGAUCAAAAAAUACAUCUGCUACUACAAAUAACCCAUCGCCAUUUCCAAAUGUAGAAUCUCCUUCAAACCCAAUUCAACAAAUCUUGAAGGACGAUAUUGUGUUGUAUGAUAACACUCCUCAACUAUCACCUGCCAAACAAAAUUGGCGAGGACGUGGUGGUAGUUCACCAAGAUUCAAUAGCCCACGAUCCAGAGGCAGAGGAUCACCAUACCAAUGGACUCCUAAUAGAUUUAACAACAGUAGCAGUUCAGAUCAAAACAGUUCGUAUGGUUACACGCCACGCGAACAAAAUAAUUAUUCCUCAUACAGACCACAAUUCAAUAAAUAUAAAAGUCAAAAUCCUAAUAGAUAUCAAAAUUCGAAUAAUGAUAAUAUUAAUGAAAGCUACUUUCAUCCAUCAAUGUUGGAAGAUCCAUGGGCAUCAUUGUUAAAUGAUUCGACAGAUAACACAGAAGAUAGUCUUACAAUAUAAAUAAGUAAUAAGUUAUAUAUUACUACUAGUGGUUUUGUAUCUUUUUAUUCAAAA
Melanaphis sacchari is the source of this 744-nucleotide messenger RNA. Its product is annotated as M-phase-specific PLK1-interacting protein-like. The coding region runs from base 187 to 690 and encodes 167 amino acids. The record is from RefSeq and is a predicted model, not a curated record. The transcript is spliced from 3 exons. NCBI's taxonomy places the organism in Eukaryota, Metazoa, Arthropoda, Insecta, Hemiptera, Aphididae.